Molecule: messenger RNA, 1437 nt
Organism: Naegleria lovaniensis
Lineage: Eukaryota; Heterolobosea; Eutetramitea; Acrasida; Naegleriidae
Exons: 4
Coding region: 1-1437 (478 amino acids)
Molecular function (GO): calcium ion binding
Source: RefSeq, a predicted model, not a curated record
AUGGUCUUCAACAGCGUCCGAGGCUCCGUCGAAUUAUAUCGUCCCUCUCAUCAUCAUGCCUAUUCCAACAGUAACGGCAUGAUGGUUCAACCUCCUUUCAUGCUUCCUCAUCAUGACUGGAUCAAUGAUCAUCAAAAUUCUUCCGGAAAUGGAAAUCAUAUGGAAGAAGAAUCGUUCAAUAUGAUCGGAAGAAUUUGGAUUAAAUUAGUGGAAGCGAGAAGGUUGAUUGCUGCAGAUGUGAAUGGAAAAAGUGAUCCGUAUUGUGUGUUAAUGGUGGAAAAUAUUCAGCAAAAAUCGAGAGUAAUUUAUCAGAAUUUAGAUCCGAUUUGGAAUGAAGAAUUUUGUUUUGAUUUAACUGAUACGAAACAAGAAUUAGUGGUUUAUGUCAUGGAUGAAGAUACCAUUGGAACGGAUGAUUUUCUUGGUUUCGUUGAAAUACCCAUACACGCCAUUGUUGAUAGCAAAACAGAUAUCACAGACAAGUGGUACAAACUCAAAUCAAAAAGUCUCACUCACAAAGUCACAGGUGAAAUUCAUUUACAACUCAAAUUCUUAUCCAAGAAUAUUUUACUUUCAAAUUCUGCCUUCUCACCUCUUUCUAACAACUCCUCUGACAUGAACAAUUAUGCCAACACCAUGUGGGGAUCUGCUGAAGAUAAUGAAAUUCAAAGUAGUCUUGGAGAUAUUUUUUCUGUGGAACGCAUGAUCAAAGAUAUUCACUCGGCUGGUUAUCUUCAUUCCUUUAUGAAAGAUGAAUUGUGUGAAGAAAGUUUAGAAUUUAUUUAUGCCGUGAAUCAAUACAGAAAAGUCUACAAACAAAUUGUAUCUCGAAUGGACAAGUCGACACCAUUCAACACUCUCGUCGAUGAUAAAUUGAGAGAUUUGAAACAUAUGGCCACUUCGAUUUAUGAACGAUUCAUUCGACCCUAUGGACCUCAAGAAAUUAAUUUACCUUGGGAAAUACGUGAAAAUUUGCAAGAACUUUUUGAAAAGAAAAUUUCACAAACCAUGUCAUCAUCCUUGUCCUCCUUGGUCACGUUGGACAUUUUCAAUCAAGCUCAUUCCUAUAUUUUGAACAUGAUCCAAAAUGAUGUCUUUCCAAGAUUUUUAUGUUCUGUACAUUUUACCAAUUGGAGCUACUCAUUGGAUUGGGCCAUUAAAUUUAAAAUCAUGAUGGAAGAGAAGAGAAAGAAACAAAGUUUAUCCUAUCUUGUCGAAUUGAUGGAUGAGAAGAGUUUGAAUUUUCUUAAAAAGAGAAUUGCUCAGCGAGAAAAGAAGAGUAAAUUUCAAAAUACUGUGCGAGACGCGACUAACAAUGCUGAAUCUGAUGAAGAAGGAGUGUUGGAUGAUUUGAAUUUGAGUGAAUAUCAUACUUCGAAAUAUCUUUCUGAACCUUCUCACACUGUAACAACAUCACUCGUGGAGAGUAAUCAAUAG